AUGGCUUUAAUUGACAGUGAGGCUUCGCUCAAACAAAGGUGCCUGCCCGUGGAGGGGGAUGACUCCCUUUUCGAGUCUCUAAAGGACAAUGGAGUGAAGACGCUGCGUCAGUUGGCAUUUGCACUGGGGAGCCCACAAACUCCACCGUCCGAUGAUUCUCUGAAGGACCUUGCGGCUAAGGUUUACAAGUGUGCCGAGGGUACUCAGCCUACGAUCGGACAAAUUGCAAAUGUUCGCAUGCUUAUCUUCGAGGCCUCUACACUUGUAGUGGCACAGUUGCGAGCACAGGCGACGGCGGAUGAUUCCGAUCUUGCAGGUCGCAAGCUGCCGCAUGUUGAAAAGCAAGCGCGUUUGACUUCGCAGAAGGCCCGACUUCCCGGGCUGCUGAUAGAGGGAGAGCUGCAGCCCAGCUACGCGCUGGUAGAUGCUUGUGCCCUGAUGUCAGAGUCGAACAGCAUUACUUGGAUCAGCCCCUCGCGUUGCACUAAGCGUGAUGCUGAGGUGCAACAGCUAGGGAAAGAGAAAACCUCGUUGGGACAAAUUGAGGCAGGCACCUUGAAGGUCAGUUCGAGCAGCAAGUUGCCUGAUGCUGAUACAACCACUGCCUUGCAGCUUCUGUAUUGCUUCCAGAGGCGAGGGUUGGCAUUAGAUCAGUGCAGCCUCAUCGGCUGGUCGGACCAUGAGUGGUACGUACAGAGCCUUAUGUCCUAUCUUCAUGGAGAGCCGGUGUCAGGAGCCAGGCCCGCGAUCGCCCAGGUCAUUCGGGCAGACCGGGAGGCUUGGACACUGAUGAGCCGUGAGAUCGAGGGACCAAUUGGGGUGAAGGAUGCGGCUGGCGAGCUGGUGAUGGCGGCUGCUUUGAGGCGGUUGGCCAAAGACCCUCGCGUAGUCGUUCAUCUUGUUACGGCACCGCAGCCGCAGAAAGUCGCUCCACCGCCUUCCAUCCCUACCGACUCGGCUGCUGCCGCAGCUUUGGCUGAGAAGGCUACCAAGAAGAAGAAGCGCAAGCGUCUUACCGGCCUUGUACCGGAGUCUUUGAAGGGAUGUGUCACCAAGAUCAAGGUUGAGGAGACUCCCGCUGCCUCGAGUGAAGCUUCGCGAGCCUCGAGUGAUGUGGAGUCUCUUGCCGCGUCAAUUUUGCAAAUGCCUGCUCCUUUCGAUAAAUCUUCGCUGUCGCAGCUGAUUGAGCUGCUGCCGAUGCAAAGCCCUCCACGGGGGAGUGUUGGACGCUCCUUCGCUGCCGGGGCGUAUGCAAAAGGGGGUCUGUAUGGCCUUCACUCAAAUACCAAGCUUUUUCCAAAUGUGUGCGCUGUCUUUGCGGCGCAAAUCCGGAGUUUGGCUCCGGGCGAGUGCUUUACAAGCUUUAUUAUUCUAGAUGACUGUUCCGCCGAGGUACAUCGCGAUUCCAACAACGACGACUCCCACUGCAACAUCCUGCUGAAGUUGUCCGAGUUUCAGGGCGGGGCCGUUUGGGUAGAAGGUGAUGGUGACAUUGAGGUGACUGAUCCAAAGGGACGCGUCUUGAAGGGUCAUGAGUUGUCUUGGGAAAACAACAAAAUCACUUUGGAUGCGAGGAACUUGUAUCAUGCUACACUCCCCUGGACGGGGCGACGACUAGUGCUGGUAGGAUACAACGUCAGGGACUUCCAAAGACUGCCGUGUGACGAUCGCCAGAGGCUGAUUGACAUCGGCUUUCAGUGUCUACCACUUGACUUGGGCAACGACUUGGAGAGCUUCCAAAAACUUGUCGAGGCCGAGAAAAAGCGACUCGCUCUUGUCUGGUGCGAGCUGCCGUCUCAACCGUGCUCCUCUUGGGCUGCAAAUCUUUGCGCCUUGGGUGAGCUUGCCGCCAGUCUUGAAAUUCCCUUUGUCAUAGCGGGUUCUCCAAAAUCGCAAUUUUGGGAUGAUCCAUUCGUCCUUCAGCUGAUUCAAAGUUUCCCUUUGCAGUUGCACCGAUGUGACCUGUGUUGUCAUGGUGACGGCCGCCCUCGGCCUUACCAAAUGGCCACUGCACAAGGGGAUUGGUCAGCCUUGGCCCUCAAGUGCUCGGGCUUGCAUUCACACGCACCGUGGGUGCCGCGAAAGACUGGCGAUCCGCCUCCAGGUUUGCCCAGUCUUUUCUGUCAACGUGUCAUCGCCAAAGCCAAAGCUGCCCUUCUCCAGUCAGGAGUUCGUGAGUUUGGCACGGUUUCUCAAACUCGAGAGUCCGAUUCCACCUUCGAUGGCAGGUUGGCGUUGAACGCCUUGCCGCGCGGCCGACGCAACCCUGCUUUAGUGCAAGAGUUUGUAUCCUUCAAGUUCGUGGCUGUGCCUGCUGACCCGCCGUCGGCCGAUGAAUCUUUACUUGCUGGACUGCCUAAAGGAGCUCGGGUCUUGUCUCGCCUGACCUUUGAUGGGGGCUACGAAGAGGCUUGUAAGACCUUGAGCAUAUCCUCCGGUGAAGUUUCCAUUGCAGAUGGCAAAUCAGAACUGCUUGAAGGUGAGUUGAUUAGAAUUGGCCUGCCUUCCGAACCCGAAGCCUUCGUGCAAAGAGCAGUGCAAGCCGGCCACCCUAGGGACGGAAGUGCACAUGUCUCGAAGCUUGUCGUAAAUGCAAUCAAAGCGAACUUCAGCGACCCGCCGGCGCAAACUGUCACCUCUCGUGCUGCUGCUCUUAAACAUUGGACUGCACGAGCCAAGCAAUUAGAGCAGAAAGAGGAGGAGUUACACCGGAGUUUGCCGGAGCACCUUCGUUUUCUGCUGGAGGGCAAACGGUUGCUCUUGUGGCAGGAAAUGCACGAAGCAGCUGGAUCUCCAGAUGACCAGCUAAUCACCCACAUGUGUGAUGGAUUUAAGUUGUCUGGUUGGUUAUCGCAGGGAGGGCUUUUCCCUCCGAAGGUUAGGCCACCCUCCUUUUCGGUUUCCACACUUAGUUGCUUAGCAAAAGGUCUGAAUCAGUCGACGAUUGCGAAAAUGCGUGUCCGGCAGGAUGAAGACUUGGAAAAGGCAACUUGGCAGGAAACUGAGAAGGAACUGCAAAAGGGUUGGAUUUUUGCUGACACAAAAAGUUGCAUAGAGCUUUGCGCUCUGGCCCGCAGAUUUGGAAUCAGACAGCUUGACAAAGUGCGUGUCAUAGACGAUGCCAGCAUUUGUGGCAUCAACGCUACCGUUGGCUUGAAGUAUGGUUUCCAAAUGCAUUCCAUUGAUAGAUAUGCUGCGUGGAUCUCCAAGGCGCUACGCAUCAAUGAGGGCAGACUGCCUGCCUGCAAAGGUCGUGUAUACGACCUUAAGAGUGCGUACAAACAGUUUGGAAUCCAUCCUACAGACAGGGAGCUUUUCAGAUUUGCAGUUAACAAACCAGAAGAGGCGGAGCCCAUGAUUAUGGGAGCAAACUCCUUACCGUUCGGUGCGGUGGGAAGUGUUGCUGCUUUCCUCCGUAUCUCGUUGAGAAUCUGGCUGAUAGGAGUGAGGCUGUUCAGUAUCUUCUGGACCGCAUUUUUCGAUGACUACGGAGUCACGACUCGCGAUGAGCUUGUUGCCAACACAGACUCUUGCAUAUGUGCCAUUUUCGAUCUUCUUGGAGUUGAAUUUGCUCGGGAGGGCAAAAAGGCACCACCGUUCUCACGAGACUUUAAACUGCUUGGAGUCAGAGUCGAUUUGAAUGAUGCACCUCGGGGGAUUGUGCGAAUCGGCAACACUGCCGAGCGUCGCGAAGAACUGAACGUGUUCAUCGAAGACAUCUUGCAAGCCAAUUGUCUCGACCUUAAGACCGCUGAAAGGCUCCGCGGCAGGUUGGUGUUUUUCGAGGGGUUUGUUUUCGGGCGAAUGUCGAAUUCGGCCAUCCGAACUGUGGAUCGAGCGGCCAGGGCGGGACUCACCUCGAAGAGGCUGCCCGAGGAUGUUAGAAAGAGCCUCGUUGUCAUUCGCGAGAGGCUGAGGGUGGCUGAGCCUGUGACCAUCGCUACCAAAAACCAUCACUCUUGGCUUAUCUUCACAGAUGGAGCCUGCGAAGGCGAGAAGAAGCUAGGAUCCAUUGGAGGAGUGAUCGUGGGCUUGAGUGGCCAUCCGAUAUCCUUCUUCAGUGAGCAAGUCCCACAGGAUAUCAUGAAGAUCUUGUUGAGCAACUCGCAGAAUCCCAUUUUCGAACUUGAACUUCUGCCGGUCCUAGUUGCCUAUAGGCUCUGGGGCCAGUGGUGCAGAUUUUCUCAAGCCGUUUUUUACUUGGAUAAUGAAGGUGCUCGCCAUUCGAUAAUAGCCGCGGGAGGAGGCGCCGAUCUCGCUCGUGUGAUUAUCGAUGGCAUCCUCUCGAAGGAAACUUCCCUUCAAAUCCACGCAUGGUACGCCCGUGUACCUACGCAUAGCAACAUUGCAGACUCCCCGAGCAGAGGUGAGUACGAAGGUCUCUUGAACAUUGGAUGCUCAAGGCUUCGCGUCGACUGGGAUGCGGUGGCACGGCAGUGUUUUCCAUUGGGGUGA
Molecule: messenger RNA, 4455 nt
Organism: Symbiodinium sp. CCMP2592
Lineage: Eukaryota; Dinophyceae; Suessiales; Symbiodiniaceae
Source: the annotation of a GenBank genome assembly